Messenger RNA from Ornithodoros turicata, 2471 nucleotides. RefSeq names its product homeobox protein OTX2-like. Bases 387 to 1571 code for a protein of 394 amino acids. Gene Ontology annotation, biological process: regulation of transcription by RNA polymerase II. The record is from RefSeq and is a predicted model, not a curated record. The transcript is spliced from 7 exons. Gene Ontology annotation, cellular component: nucleus. Lineage: Eukaryota; Metazoa; Arthropoda; Arachnida; Ixodida; Argasidae. Gene Ontology annotation, molecular function: RNA polymerase II cis-regulatory region sequence-specific DNA binding; DNA-binding transcription factor activity, RNA polymerase II-specific.
GUGUUGGUUGAUAAGCACGCAUGCUCAGUGCAGCGGUAGGUGACUUUUGCAUGUGAGAAACCGGCGGGGCAGGACAUUGCCAUUGAAGGACACUGAAGUGGUUUUGCUCGUAUAGCUUUGCGGCGUUCUUCACUUUGUGUCAGUUGGUGAAGCAAUAGGAACAGUGACCAUGACCGUCCCAGUUGUGAAGUGCAAUGGUACGAGUUUCGUGUCGUGUUGCGUGACAGAGUGCGUGCAUGACUGGGGGUUGGUGUGUGGUGUCGAAGAAGCUGAGAGAUGCCACUGCCCGUUGCGAUGAUGCUGGAACGGCAAUGUGAUUACAAACAGGUGUCUUAGAGUGGACUGCGUGAACAAGUGGACCUUAUUCUGACCUAAUCAACGUCGCUAUGAAACCUGAACCGGAUUCGCCCGAAUCAUCUCCACCUUCAGAGUCCCGAGUGAAGCUGGCGUUCCAACCAACGGCCGGGUCCGGCUGCAGCCCGUUCUCGGCGGCGGGGUGUCAGACGACCAGUGCUGCCAACAUGGCCGCGGCUGCCUACCACCUCAAGUCUCCGACGGCGGCCUACCCUGCGGUCAACGGUCUCGGCCUGGCGUCGUCGACGGUCGACCUCCUCCACCCCGGAUAUCCCGAGUGGAAUAGGCGAUUUCCCAGAAUGCGUCCCGAUGCUGCGACGGAGUAUCACCUCCGCAACCACCUCGAUAGAUUCAGCGGGGACGCCGCCGGAAUAUCGAAUGAAGUCAUUGGCUAUUCUUUGUGCAAGUUCAAAGAGAGCGUCCCGAAAAACGGCACCAGUGGACACCCGCCAAUCCGCCUGGAGAAGUACAGGGACGACUGGGACUCUCAAAUGAUAGAAGAGGUCUGGUACGGAUCCCCGAGCUGUGCAUCGUCGGGUCCUGCGCCCAGGAAACAGCGGCGGGAGAGGACCACCUUCACCAGGGCGCAGCUGGACGUUCUCGAGGCGCUCUUCUCUAAGACCCGCUACCCGGACAUAUUUAUGCGGGAGGAGGUCGCGCUCAAGAUCAACCUUCCAGAGUCACGGGUCCAGGUAUGGUUCAAGAACCGACGUGCCAAGUGUCGGCAGCAACAGCAGCAACAACAAAACGGCGGCACCUCAAGUAAGACGGCGCGUCCCAAGAAAGCCAAGAGCCCAGUCAGUCCACCAUCGAGUCGUGGCGAAUCUCCUUACAAACCCCCGUCGGCUUCGGCAACCGCGUCGUCUAAUCUGCCUUCGUCCCCGAGUCAACCCCCUCCUGGAGCGUCCAUCUGGAGCCCGGCGUCCAUCACCCCACCAGACCUCAUGAGUGCUGGAUCGUGCAUGCAGCGGUCUGCCGCGUACCACGCGCAAGUAGCUCAGGGCUCCACGGGGUAUCCUCAGGGCUAUGGCCCUUCUUCCUACUACCCAAACAUGGACUAUCUUCCUCCACCACCUCACCACGCAUCACUCAACCAGAUGGGAGCACCUCCACCACCGCCUACUUCUGUGGGUGCAUCACGAACGCCUCCUGCAGGCCCAGACUGUCUCGAGUACGGUGAUAAAACGCCACCUGCCUGGAAGUUCCAAGUCCUUUGAGGCUUCCAGUACCGCACAAACUGUGUUUUUUCUUUUUUUUCGUAUGCAAGUGCGGCACUGGGGUUCCUAUUUAUUGGGCUGUGAUAUCGACAAUCCGCCCUGGCGGCAGCAGACAUUGGGCGUGCUUUGCGCCUCUCCCCGUGUACAUAAAACGUUCGUCCCUCUUUGUAGAUGUCGUGCACCUCGGCAAGACAAACAAGAAAACGGAGUAUGGGUUGGUGUCCGGCAGGUCAACGUCGCCUGGCACGUCACAUCAUGAAACUGUGUAUGCCACACAAGACUGGUGCAGCUUGGACUUUCGCAAAGUGAUGUCUUUUAGAUUUGUGUGAAACCUCGUCACCAUCUUAAGUUGAACUGGAAGGAUCACUAUAGGACCCUGCUGAGCGUGCGAUCUUGGACGCUAGAGAGACAUACUUAAAACGCCUAUAGCGGGGCAUUCUACCUAAGAGCAGCACUGCAGCCAUAAGUCUUUGCUUCAUUGUUUAACAUCCGCAUAUCAAGAAGGGUACCAUUUCAUAUUAGGUUACAUUAUAAAGGAGACUUCUAGAGAAAAAAAAAAGUACUAAAUGAGCCCCUAAAGCACACAGGGUGCUGUUCUUCUGUUGAAUGCAACUGUAGAAAGUUUCAUGCAAGACCAGUAUCAAAUUGUAAACUAUAUCUGUAGGCGGGUUGCCAUAACAGUUAGGAGAGUUGCAGAAAGGUUAUCUUGUGGACACGACUACAGCCAUCUGUUAUUCAUCAGCCGGUAAUCGAUCACUGCAGUUUCUUGCCAAUAUAUUUCUCUCCAGUCUGGCCUGCGACUCUGAUCAUCUCGGCAAGGGCGAUUGUCAAUCAUUGUCACUGUCCUCCCUCAGUCAACUAAGAUGAAAACAUAUUGUAUUAAAAAGCAUUGAAAUGCUA